GAGAUCGGGCCAUGGAGGCGGCGGCGGCGGCGGCGCUGGGGGCGGGCGCGGCGCUGCUGCUGGGGCUCUACGCGCUGGUCUACUACACCUUCGUGGCGGCCACCCGGUGCCGGAACGCGGUCAGCCUGCGGGGCAAGACGGUGCUCAUCACAGAUGGAAAUUCUGGGAUUGGGAAGGCCACAGCAGUGGAUCUGGCCCGGAGAGGCGCCCGUGUCAUUCUGGGAUGCUGCAACAAAGCGAGAGGAGAAUCAGCCGUGUACGACAUCCGACAGGAAAGCGGGAACUCGGAGGUGAUCCUGAUGAUCCUGGAUCUGGCCAGCCUGAACUCCGUGCGAGCUUUUGCACAGACCUUCUUAGCAUCGGAGCCCCGUCUGGACAUCCUCAUCAACAACGCAG
This is a messenger RNA of Pseudonaja textilis, 396 nucleotides long. NCBI's taxonomy places the organism in Eukaryota, Metazoa, Chordata, Lepidosauria, Squamata, Elapidae. The record is from RefSeq and is a predicted model, not a curated record.